AUCGAGAAAAUCGAAAAACCAAAAAAAUCCAACUAAAACCAAAAUAAAAAAACCGAUUGUAUAUUGGUUUGACUUUGUUUAUAGAUUUAAAAAACCGACAUUAUUGUUUUGUUAUAUUUUAAUUAAAAAACCAAACCAAUCCGACCUAUGUACACCCCUAUUUCUAGAUAUAGCAUGCUUCUAUCGAGAGAAAGUAAUAUAAGAUAUUUUAAAAUAAAUUGAAAAAUAUUGAGCCAAGAAAAUUGAAUAGUGGGACAUGUAAUCCGUGUGAUGACCAAGCAUAAUUUUCUUUGUCCCAAAGAAACAAAAUUUAAUGCAUAAAUUACAAAAUAACACAAUUUAUCUUUCAUUAAUUACAAAAUAUCCCAUCUUUACAAACUUAUUUCAAAAAUUUCAUUUUUGGUGUUUCUCUCUCCAAAACCAAAUAUACAUAAGUAGGAUGAUUUCUUUCACCGUUUUUCACCCUUAAAACUAGGCUUAAAUCAAGCAUCAGUUACCUUUUUCAACACAACUGUACUUGGUUUCAACUUACAGCAUUAAAUUUUAUUUUAAUCUCAAUUACUCAUUUCGAUUUUUAAGUGUUGAGGUUAGUAAUUUUUCUUCAUCAUUUACUGAACCAAUUUUUGAGGUUUUUUGAAUGAACAAAUUUUGGAUGUUCUUAUUAAGUAUUUUUUGGGGUUUCUUCGUUAACAUAAUCUUCAAAAUCCUCCAUUUGAAGUACGAUAGUUACAACAUAGUACUUUGUUAAUGGAGCAUCCUCCUUAAUUCAAUUUUGAGGUUUUUUUGAAAGAACAAAUUGUUGCAUAUUCUUAUUAAGUAUUGUUUAGUGUUUUAAAUUAACAAAAUUUGGGUUUUAUAUCAAUAUUGUCCCUUUAUGGUUUCUAAAUCGUCCAUUUGAAGUAGAAAUAAACAUAUUUGUACUUUGUUAAUGGAAGAUUCUCCUUCUUUUAGUUUAGGAUUAACUUAGUUAGAUACAAGUUCGGUAGUUGGGUUUGUUCCCGGAGUUUUUGAUUAUGAGGAACCUAACUUUGCUGAAAACAGAUCUAAAUUUCGUAACAACCCCAACAAGAUGAAAGAGAUUAGAAAAGUUGCUGCUCAAAAGACGAAAAAAGCAGUUGGAAAAUCAUUAAGAUUAUCCAAAAAAGAUGAUUCUGGACGUCCACGUCUUCCUAAGAUAUAUAUAAUUUAUUUGUUUUUGUAUAUGUUGGGUAUAUGAAUUUGUGGUGAGCUUUUUAUUUGAAAUACAGUGAGAUAUAUAGUUUAAUAUACAUAAAAGAAUAAUGGGUUUAUGUAAAUUCUUAUGUAUGUGCUACACAUACAUUACUUAGCACAUAUAUAUAAGUUAGUUUAUGUAAAUUCUUAUGUAUGUGUUACACAUUCAUUACUCAGCACAUAUACAUAAAUGGUGAACGAUGCUUUAAUAUUUUGGUAGACUACUACUGUGUUGUGAAGUUCAUAUACAUCAUGUUUUCUGUGUAUAUAUGUAUAUUAUAUAUGAAGGUAGUUUAGGUAAUGGAUAUCAGCUAUGUAUAUGUUGACAUAUACAUCACUUCUGAUAGAUUGUUUGAUGUGUUCUAGAACCAAUAAUUAUCACAAGUCAAUUUUAUGUAUAUGUUAGUAAUAUACAUAAGUUUAGUGCUAUUUCAGUUGACAAAACAUGCUCACAUAUCAUGUGUUGUUUUGUUCUCAAUAGGAUAUGAAAUAUAGGAUAAGAAAGGUCCCUGCACAUUCGUUGUAUUUCGGUAGUUAUUGCAACCGAAAAUUUGGAGAAGAAAUAAAUCAUUUUCUUGGUAAAGAAGUUCUAAAUCUGUUCUGGUAAAUAAUUUUUGAUACAUUUCUAGACAUACCGAAUUGUAAUUAUCAGGGUCAAUUAUCCAAAUACUUACUCAUGCUCGAGAUAGAGCAAGACAACUCGAAGGAAAUACACGUUUAUGUGUAGGAAAUCAUACUCAAGUUUUCUAUUAUUGAGUAUGCCAUUAUAUCCGGUCUUAAAUGUUUAGGGAACAUAGAGGACCACCUCUUUUCUGAUACAUCAAAGUCCAUAUUAAUAGCAAAGUAUUUUCCAGGAUCUAAGAGUUCUGUCAAAAGGUGUCUCUUCAUAGAGCGAUUCAAGUUGGGCAACUUUGAAAAUAAUUUUGAUGCUUUGAAUAUGUCAAUAAUUUAAUUCAUUCACACCUUUCUGUAUUCACAAGUACGUUAUUCUACCAUUAGCAAAUCGAAUUUUUUGAUGGUUGAGAAUGGUAGUUACGAACAAUUUUCAUGGGGAAAGAGUUCAUUUGAAAAGCUUAUUGCAUUGUGGAGACAAGAUUUUUUUUGUUGUGAAACAGUUAUACUCGAUUAGGGGAAUGCCUCACGUGCUGUAUGUUUGGAUGUAUGAAUGCUGUUCUGAGGUAGACAGUACGAUGGCCGAGCGGCUGGGAAAUGUAAUUCCCCGAAUUUUCAACUGGCAGGUGGUUGAAAUCAAAGUUAAGUACGAGAAGUUUAUGACUGGUAUGUUCAGCAAGUUUAUGUACAACAACAUACGACCAACUCAUAAAGAAGUACAAAGUCUUAAUCUGCAAAUGAUUGAGAGAUUUCAAUUAAAAGAAGCUGAAUGUGGACUUCCUCCAGAAAUUGCUGCAGAUUGUUCCGAUAAAAGACUUGCAGGCGGUGUACAGUUACAAGAGGACCUCGAUAUAGAAGAGUUUGAGGAAUUUAGUACGGUCCCUCUUACAGAAAUUCUCAAGAAGGCAGGUUUGAUUACCGAUGAUUCAACAUCUCAUCCUUCUAAGAAGCGUAAAAUAGUUCAUUUUGAUUCCACAACUGCCGAGGACCAAGUUUGUCAAAAAACAACAUCUUUUGUUUCAACAAGAACUGUGCCAACCCAAAAAAAAGCUUCUUCAGGUUCUGAGCGUGUUUAUGCCAAAAAGACAAUUCCAUCAUCGUCACUCAAGUCAGUUUAUCAGGACAAUUCUGAUGAAAAGUGGGAUGAUAUCAAGUUAAUUUUGCAGUCUUAUCCAAACAACAUCAAGAAUCAAAUGAAAAAAUGGAUAAACAACAUGCCGAACUCAUCCAAAUGUUGCAACAGAACAACCAAAAAAAUGAAAAGGCUUAGGUUUGGGAAGGUUCAACUGCCGAAGAAAAAUCAUCACAAGCUCAAAUAGAUGAGAUGAAUAUCAUGCAGCAUGUUGAAGACACACAAAAAGGAGUACUUUUUUACACAUACAUUAUUAUUAGAUAAGCUUGGUGUUAUCAAAUUUUUUCUUAACAAUAUACUAUACUUAUUUCAACAGUGUCAGCAAGAGGGAGAAGAAAAAACAGGAAAUGUACAUGCCAACGAAGAUGUUAAAGAUACUGAAAUCUUCAAAACAUUGAAAGAAAAAGGA
Messenger RNA from Capsicum annuum, 3365 nucleotides. RefSeq lists its product as uncharacterized. The transcript is spliced from 4 exons. The coding region runs from base 2238 to 3143 and encodes 301 amino acids. The record is from RefSeq and is a predicted model, not a curated record. NCBI's taxonomy places the organism in Eukaryota, Viridiplantae, Streptophyta, Magnoliopsida, Solanales, Solanaceae.